UGUUUAUCCAGACCGCCUGCAGGAUUAUGUUGGAAAAGAAGAGGUUUUCCCUGGGCAGGAGUUCUCUGAACAGGAGAGGCAUUCCAGUUUGGACCAAGCAGAACCAGAACCUCUGCAGAUAAAAGAAGAGCAGCAAAAGCCAACACAUCCCUCAAUAAAAGAGGAAACCAAGGAGCUCCACAUAAACCGCCUGCAGGAUUAUGUUGGAAAAGAAGAAGUUUUCUCUGAGCAGCAGUUCUCUGACAAGGAGAGGAAUUCCAGUUUGGACCAAGCAGAACCAGAACCUCUGCAGAUAAAAGAAGAGCAGCAAAAGCCAGAAAGUCCCUCAAUAAAAGAGGAAACCAUGGAGCUCCCCAUAAGUAAACAUGGAGAGCAGCGUGUUCUGGAGCAGGAGACUAGAGAUACAGGAGAGAAACCUUUCCCAUGUUUAAGAUGUGGAGAAAGAUUUCUAAAAAAAGAACAUUUAAAGGUUCACAUGAGAAUUCACAGAGGUCGGAAGAUUUACAAAUGUCAGUCUUGUGGAAAAACCUUCAAAUCUAAAUUUUAUAUUAAUAGACACAUGAGAACUCACACAGGUGAGAAGCCUUUCACAUGUGAGUCCUGUGGAAAAAGCUUUUCUCAGACAUGUGAUCUUGAUAAACACACCAGAAUUCAUACAGGUGAGAAGCCGUUCAAAUGUGAAUUCUGUGGAAAAGGCUUUUGUCAGACGUCUGAUCUUUAUACACACACCAGAAUUCACACGGGUGAGAAGCCGUUUUCCUGUACUCUUUGUGGCAAAAGCUUUAGUAGAAAAAAUAACUUGACUGCUCACAUGAGAAUUCAUACGGGUGAGAAACCUUUCAAAUGUGAGUCUUGUGAGAAAAGCUUUACCGAAAAAGGCACUCUUGAUAAACACAGCAGAACUCACACAGGUGAGAAGCCUUUCAGAUGCGAGUCCUGUGGAAAAAGCUUUUUUCGGACAUCUGAUCUUAACAAACACACCAGAAUUCACACUGGUGAGAAGCCGUUCAAAUGUGACUUCUGUGGAAAAGGCUUUUCUCAUAGAGUUGAUCUAUAUAAUCACACCAGAACUCACACAGGUGAGAAGCCAUUCUCCUGUAGUCUCUGUGGAAAAAGUUUUAUUAGAAAAACUAGCUUGACUUCUCACAUGAGAACUCACACAGGUGAGAAGCCUUUCAAAUGUGAGUACUGUGGAAAAGGCUUUACCUUAAAAGGCUCUCUUGACAAUCACAUCAGAAUUCACACAGGUGAGAAGCCGUUCUCCUGUACCCUUUGUGGCAAAAGUUUUUGUCAACAGGCUAGUUUGAUUUACCACAUGUCAACUCAUGUGCAAAAUGUUUGCCAUCCAUGAAACGGAUCUUAAAAAGAAAGAUGUAUUGCUUCACAUAAGAGAGGUCAUGCAGGAGCCAUAAAUGAAAAGGUGCUUUGAUCUUUGUUUGGGUUUUUAGCUGUUUUGUUUUUGAUUUUAUUUCUUUGUCCA
Molecule: messenger RNA, 1480 nt
Organism: Cyprinodon variegatus (sheepshead minnow)
Lineage: Eukaryota; Metazoa; Chordata; Actinopteri; Cyprinodontiformes; Cyprinodontidae
Product: gastrula zinc finger protein XlCGF8.2DB-like
Exons: 2
Coding region: 344-1351 (335 amino acids)
Biological process (GO): regulation of transcription by RNA polymerase II
Cellular component (GO): nucleus
Molecular function (GO): DNA-binding transcription activator activity, RNA polymerase II-specific; RNA polymerase II cis-regulatory region sequence-specific DNA binding
Source: RefSeq, a predicted model, not a curated record